AUGCCACGACGGCGCGAGCAGGAGCAGCAGACCAGGAUGCAGACGCGCAGGUUCCCCGAUUCCGGCGGAAUAAUAACUCUCAACCAGGAUGCAGACGCGCAGGUUCCCCGAUUCCGGCGAAAUAACGACUCUGCUGCCGCCGCAACUGGUGCAGCGGGGGCGGGGAGAGCUGGGGGAGAAGACGGAAGGGCAGGGGCAGGGGGAAGGGGAGGGGGACGGGGAGAGGGAGCGGAAGGGGGAGGAGCGGGCGCAGUGAGAGCUGGAGGAGGAGGAGGUGGGGCAGGGGAAGGGGGAGGGGCUAGGGCAGGGCAGGCCGAAUUGCGUGCGAAUCUGGGUGAUUUACCCGCUGAAAAUGCUGCUUCUGGUGGUGGCGCCUCUUUUGGAAAUGAGGAGGAAGGGGGAUAUGGGGGGGAAGGUGGGGAGGGGGGAGAGGAUGAUUAUUACGACGAGGAUGAGGAGGAGGAGGAGGAUGAGGGGGAGGAAGGAGGGCAGGCGGGGGGGGGGGGGGAGGGGGAGGGGGAAGGGCGGGGGGGGAAGGUGGUGCGGGGGGCGCAGGGGGUGGGGGAGGAGUGA
This is a messenger RNA of Closterium sp. Naga37s-1, 573 nucleotides long. Lineage: Eukaryota; Viridiplantae; Streptophyta; Zygnematophyceae; Desmidiales; Closteriaceae. The record is from the annotation of a GenBank genome assembly.